Molecule: messenger RNA, 3685 nt
Organism: Hevea brasiliensis (rubber tree)
Lineage: Eukaryota; Viridiplantae; Streptophyta; Magnoliopsida; Malpighiales; Euphorbiaceae
Exons: 6
Coding region: 248-3448 (1066 amino acids)
Source: RefSeq, a predicted model, not a curated record
GGAUUGUUGAUUUUUUGGAUUUUCUCUCUCUAUAAUCUAAAUAAAAAAAACGGAAAAGGGGAAAAAUCCUUGACCAGUGUAGCUGUACGGUAACGAUGCUUGUUGCACUUUUCCAACUCCCCAAGAUUUCUGAUGCGCUAUCCUUGCAUUACUUAUAAGAGAAUCUGAUGGAAGUUGGAGGGUUGCCAUACUGCCAAUUAGAUGUUUAGAUAAACUGAAAAAAUUGGUAUUUUGAGCUCAGCUGAAUAUGGGAGGUCUGCAUCUGGCUUCCCCACCAUCUGUCAACACAUUUAGUGGUGAUGAAAGCAAGGUACGGAAAGGGCCUCAAUCUAACCUUCCUUAUUCCAUCAGGUCUCAUACAACCAGAAGCCUUCCUGGAUCCAGCGUGCAGCAUCAAUCUCAAAAGAAGGGCCUGGAAAAUAAAGUGACUAGAUCAAAUGAAUUCUCUGAUUAUUCUUCCAGCAAGAGUUUUUUCACUUGCAGUGAUUCCUAUGAUUUGAUCCCAAAAGAAUGUAAUGGUAAUAAUUCAUCUUUUGUGUUUAUUGAUAGUUCCAGAGUGCAAAAGGCAAAGAAAAGUUUCAGAAAGAAAACAAGAAGGAAAGGAAAGCAGAAUAAGAAAGUAUCCAGUCACUGUGGAUUAACUGAACUGGAAGUUUUAUCCGAUUAUGCCUAUGAUCGUUCCACCUCUGAAACCUGUAGUUAUAAUGAUCGUGGUGAUGGAUUAUCAUCAUAUGAAACCUUACCCGAAGUUUCAUUGUCAGAAGAUAGCAUUAACUGUUCUGGGGCUCCAAAGUCAAUCAUGUUCAACAGUGAUGAGUUUGAUAUGGUGGAAACUACUAUAUCUUCUAUGGAACAUCAAGUGAUUAAUUCGGAUAUUGGGAUUCAGGAGAAAGAUUAUGAAUUUUCCGUCCUUGAUGGCAGAAUGACAGAGGCUCAUAUUCAGAUCAAUUGUGAUGGUGAUAUGCAUUCCAAAAGUUUCUCAAAUAUUCCUGAAUCUCUAGUAUUGGACUCUGUUUCUGUUGGCUCAUAUGGUGAUGAUGGUAUUAAUGCCAAUCAUGAUGUAAAACCAUUUGAUAAAGGAAGUGGCAGAGUUUGUUUUGUGGAAUCACUGGGCAUCAAUUCUAUGAAGUGCUUAUUAGAUGGUGCUGUAGAUAUGUAUGACCACACGAAAGAGACAAAGCAUGGUAUUCAGAAUAUUAGCGGCAGUAAUGUGCAAUUUCUUGUGCCAGGCCAAAAAGGUAAGCACAUAAAAACCAUGCCUAGGAGUUCCACUGUCUACAAAUUUGGAGAUGGCCAGACAGGGAAGGAGAGCAACCGUUCCAUCUGGCUAAAGGUUGAGAGGAAUGAUGUAGAUGUUUGCAACUGUGAGUUCAAGAAUGUUCCCAUGUGCUCACAGUUCGAUGUUGCUCUGAAAGGGCCUCCUCUGCUUAAGAGAAAUUGUAAUGUUCCUGCAGUGUGCACGUCAUCCGGACCUGAAGAUAAAAAGCAGCCAAAACGCAAAGCUUCUAAGAAGUUGAAAAGAAAAAAUCGUCCAGGUUCCAAACAAGAAUACAACUGUUAUAAUGGAAGGAGUCCUCAUUCUAGCAAGGCUAGCUUAAAUUCUUGUGGAAAGGCUAACAUGCACAAGAAUGAAAUAUUGGAUAUCCCAGCUCGAGUUGUUGAUAAAAAAGGAGUGAAAAGCAUUUCGAAAGGCCAUACUCAGAAUGCUUGUCUGCAAGCUAGGUCCUAUAACAACAGAGUUGAAUGUGUGAAUUUUGAAUCAGACAUCUCGCCAAUUUUUCCAAAUGGAAUAAAGCCACCUGUAGGUACUUGCAAUUCUGUUUCUGAUAUAAAAAAUUACCGUACAGAGAGUAAGGAUAACUCAAUGCCAAAGUCAUGCAAUUUCUUGGACCAAAAAUUGAGUGAAGUGCAUCCUCCAAUUUACCUUCCUCAUCUUUUAGGUGGUAAAGUUUCCCAAGUAGAAAAUGAAGUUACCCUAGAAGGCAGUAAAAAGAACCAUAGUUCUAUAUCUACUCUGCAGAAAUGGAUACCUAUUGGGGUAAAAGUUCCUGGGUUGACCACAAUUAGUAGUUCAUCAUUGGAUCAUUUUGAUGGGCCAGCAGAAGACUGGACUUUGAGAGACACUGUUGAAGAGAAAGUCAUUUCCAAUUCUCAAGAUCUUGUUUCCUCGUUGACUUUGGGAGUGGACAAGGGUUCUGGAAAUGCUUCUUGGUUUUCUCAUGAAGAUAACACCAUUCAGAAUUUAAAAAAUCUGAAUGCUUUCAUGGUUGAGCACAAAAACAACCUUGUUACAUCCAACUGUUUAAUUAGUAAACCCAAAGAUCAGAAUUACUCAGUUUCUGAAGUUGAAUCAAAGAAGAUAGCACAAGCAGUGUCUGAUGCCUGUAGGAUACAGCUGGUAGCUGAGGAUGUUCAUAUGGCCAUUGGUGGCCCAAUUGCUGAGUUUGAAAGAGUUCUUCAUUUUUCUUCUCCAGUUAUUUGUCAAUCACCUAGUUUGUUAUGCUGUCAGACCUGCUUCCAGGACCAGCUUGUUGAUGUGGUACUAUGUAGGCAUGAGACCCCUAAUAUUUCAUUGGGAUGCCUCUGGCAGUGGUAUGAAAAACAUGGGAGCUAUGGGUUAGAAAUAAAAGCUGAAGAUUACAACUCAAGGAGACUGGGUUUUGAUCAUUUGACAUUUUAUGCCUAUUUUGUCCCUUAUUUAUCAGCAGUUCAACUGUUCAAAAGCCAUGCAAGUCAACACAUGAGGAAUAGCGACAAGGUUCCUUCACCUGGUCUCGUACAGACAUGUGAAAUUAGUGAAUCAUCAGACAACUGUAAUAUUGGUCAGCUUCCAAUAUUUUCUUUACUAGUUCCUCAGCGUCGCACAAGAGAUGCAUCUGAAUCUGUUGACAUGACAUGGCCUAGCGAUAUAGAGCUGCUUUUUGAGUACUUUGAAUCAGAUCAACCUCAGCGAAGACUUCCAUUAUAUGAGAAGAUACAGGAACUGGUUAGGAGUGAUGAAUCCACACAGCAUAAAAUGUAUGGCGACCCAACUAAUUUGGUCUCUGUGAACCUAUAUGACCUGCACCCCAGAUCUUGGUACUCAGUGGCAUGGUAUCCCAUUUAUAGGAUACCAGAUAGCAACUUUCGAGCCACAUUUUUGACUUAUCAUUCACUUGGCCAUUUUGUGCGCAGAGGCACCAAAUUUGAUUCCCACAGUAUGGAUGCAUGUGUGGUUUCUCCAGUUGUGGGUCUUCAGAGUUACAAUGCUCAGAAUGAAUGUUGGUUCCAGCUGCGGCACAUUGCAGCCAGCCAGACAACAGGAUUUCCGAGCAGAAUCUUGAAGGAGCAGUUAAAAACGCUGGAGGAGGCAGCAUCUCUCAUGUCAAAAGCUGUUGUAAACAAGGGGAGUGAGAUGUCUGUAAAUAGACAUCCUGAUUACGAGUUCUUCCUCUCUAGGCGAAGCUAGUGACUUCCAGUUUGUAUUUUAGAUUAGCAACUGAGAAUAGUCUUGUGUUUGCCAGUGACGAUGUAGCUUUCAGGUAAGAUUUAACUGCAUGUAAUGUAUAGGGCUCAAGUGGCUAAUCUACUGUCCUUUUUUAUUAUGUAAAUUUGUUUGAUAUUCAGCAAAGUAUACCUGUACAGUGAAUUUCCAAUAUUUUUGUCUCUUCCCUUUGUGUAUUUUUCAUGGGAAGAGAAUUGCCAA